AUUUUAUGAUAUGACCUGAAACUAUAUUGCAUUAGAAAUUUGACAUGAGAAAGACCUUAUUUUCAAUUAUUAGGGCGAAUUUCUUCCCAAGGUUUGGGCCAUCCAUCGGCGAAUGGCGUCACUAGCGCUCCUUUCCAGAAAUUUCUCGUUGUUCUUCCAUUGCACAAGAGUGGUUUCAUGUCAACAACCUUGGUCUUUUCUAUCUGGAUCACUUUUUUCUACUCACAUCGUAGGUGACGAUCCGGUUCUUGUUCGGGAUUUCAUACAUUCCACGUUAUAUGAUCAAAAUCAUGGAUACUUCGCUCAACGGUCACGUUCAGUUGGAGUUCUUGAACACAGCAUAAAGUUCAAUCAGCUUGAAGGCAGGAAAGCUUAUAUGAGAUACUUGGAUAAAAUUUACAAGCAGAGUGACGUUUCGUGGUUUACUCCGGUGGAGAUUUUUAAGCCUUGGUAUGCCCAUGGGAUUGCUGAAGCAAUCAUGCGAACUGCUAACCUUUCCGUUCCACUAAAAAUAUAUGAAAUUGGUGGAGGAUCAGGAACGUGUGCAAAGGGGAUAAUGGAUUACAUAAUGUUGAAUGCACCUACAAGAGUUUACAAGAAUAUGACUUAUACCUCAGUGGAAAUAAGUCCGUCAUUAGCAGAGAUACAAAGACAAACUGUUGGAGAGGUUCGUAGUCACCAAUCAAAAUUCAAAGUAGAGUGUCGUGAUGCUGUUGACUUGAGAGGAUGGGGAGAUGUGGAGGAGCAGCCAUGUUGGGUAAUUAUGCUUGAGGUACUAGACAAUCUUCCUCAUGAUCUUAUUUACUCAGAAAAUCAGGUUUCCUCGUGGAUGGAAGUGUGGGUAGAAAAGCAACUUGAUAGGGAAUCACUUGUGGAAUUGUAUAAGCCAAUUCAAGACCCUCUUAUUAAGCGUUGUGUAGAGAUUGUGAAUUUCAAAGAAAACGAUCAUACCAAAAACAGUGUAUUAUCAAAGGCAAAAGGCAUUUGGUCUAAAGCUUUUCCAAAACCCAGAAGAUCUUGGCUACCAACUGGUUGCCUGAGUCUACUCGAAGUGUUGCAUCAUGUGCUACCAAAGAUGUCUUUAAUUGCCUCGGACUUUAGUUACUUACCCGAUGUGAGGAUAGCUGGUGAAAGAGCACCGUUAGUUUCAACCAAGGCGGAUGGAAGCAGCUUAGAUUAUGAAAGCUAUUUAGAUGCAAAGGGUGAUGCUGACAUCUUUUUCCCCACAGACUUUCUAUUAUUGGAACAGAUUGACCAUUAUUGUUCUGGAUGGCUGAAAUUGCAUGAAGAUAAAAAGCCAAAGUCAGGGAAAAAGAGGCGAACAAUAAUUCUUGACACUUCGUCAUUCAUGGAAGAGUUUGGAUUGCCAUCGAAGACAAGAUUGAAGGAUGGUUACAAUCCCCUUCUUGAUGACUUCAAGAACACCAAAUUUUAUCUCAGCGUCCCAACACACAACAUCAAGUAGUCGAGUUAGGGAGGAGGAGGGAGGAGGAAAUUUUGCGUUCUUUCCUUUCAUAGUGGUAUGCCUUAGAAAUGAACGAGGAGAAAUUUUUUGUUUCAAUUUUGUCCAUUCAUUAGUUUCCAUUACUAUUUUGGUGGCAAUUUUGUCAUUUAAAUAUAAAAAUUAAUGUUAAUUACUAAAUUAAAUUAAUUCUCUUUUAGUUUUAUUAAUAAAAUGGUUGAGUGAUAUGAUGUUA
This is a messenger RNA of Cucumis melo (muskmelon), 1697 nucleotides long. RefSeq lists its product as uncharacterized. NCBI's taxonomy places the organism in Eukaryota, Viridiplantae, Streptophyta, Magnoliopsida, Cucurbitales, Cucurbitaceae. Gene Ontology annotation, molecular function: protein-arginine omega-N symmetric methyltransferase activity. The transcript has 14 exons. Bases 113 to 1465 code for a protein of 450 amino acids. The record is from RefSeq and is a predicted model, not a curated record. Gene Ontology annotation, cellular component: mitochondrion.